Molecule: messenger RNA, 3869 nt
Organism: Schistosoma intercalatum
Lineage: Eukaryota; Metazoa; Platyhelminthes; Trematoda; Strigeidida; Schistosomatidae
Source: the annotation of a GenBank genome assembly
GUAAUGGAUAACCCUAUACAUUCAAUAAUGUAUACCGCUCUUUAGAAAUCCGUCCUGACAAAAUGAACUUUACUAAAACUCUUACUUCAAAGACUAACACAAGGCAAUCGACCUAUCACCCCGGCUACUUUAAGAUAUUGAGAAACUAGCGCGGGUGGUUUGGUAUUUGUCCUUGCCGAAAAAUGCCAGGUGACCACUUCGAGUUUGAUGAGAGUGGAGAUACAUUCCUGUGCUUUCUGACUGCAUUUUACACCUUAGUUUUAAUCCCACUCACCUAUUUCUGUUGGCCAUCCCUUGAGUUCAAAGAAUCAUAUGAGCAAUCUAAAAGAAAAUGCAUGUGUCAACCUUGCCAACUCAAAAGGCAUCAUAUAAAAUCUUCCACACCGCUUAAAAGGCUCAAAAAAAUCAUAAUAAAGGCUGCAUUUGUUGCUGGCUGGGGAAUAUUUUUCUUACUUGUGUACAAACUCACUUUAAUUGAGCCUGAUAACUCUGGAUUCGAUCCGUUCUUGGUUUUGGGAAUUGACAAAGAUGCAUCUCCCAAAGAUAUCCGAAGUGCGUACAAAAAACUAUCCUUACUGAACCAUCCUGAUAAAGGUGGUGAUCCCAAACGCUUUAUACAAAUCUCAAAAGCAUAUAACGCCCUAACUAAUGAAGAAUCAAGAAAAAAUUGGGAAGAAUUUGGUAAUCCCGAUGGUCCUGGUGCUGCUCAUUUUGGUAUUGCAUUGCCCAAAUGGAUGGUUCAAAAGGAAAAUUUCUAUCUGGUUAUUGGAGCAUAUAUAUUACUGUUCAUGAUAAUAUUGCCAAUUUCUGUGGGUGUUUGGUGGUAUAAUACGAUGAAAUUUAGUAAUAACAAUGUACUGUUGGAUACAGUAAGAUAUUUUUGUGGUGCAUUCAUGCGUUCACCUUAUAUGGCAAUGCCACGUAUUAUUAAAGUAUUAUCCACUGCAUAUGAAUUCAAUCCAAAUUAUAAUAAAGAAAUAAUUUGUCGACCAAGUGAUAAUACUGAGCUACCUCCGUUAAUUAUGCAGAUACCAUUCUUCACUAUUUUUAAAAAAGCCAUCGUUGGGUCACCAUAUUCAGUAAAAGCUAGAGCAUUGAUUUAUGCACAUUUGGAACGUUUAGAGCUUCCAGCUAACACUUUACAUGUUGAUAGACAGUAUAUUAUUAAACAUUCGCCUCGGUUAAUUGACGAAAUGAUCAACAGUUUGCUAUACGUUCUAGCUGUGGCAAUGGACGAAGCUAAUUCAAGACAUAAAACACCGCAACACUUAGCUACCAUAGAAAAUUGUAUGCAUUUAAUUCCGAUGCUGGUUCAAGCACUUACGGACAAUGCUUCACCGUUACUCCAACUUCCACAUAUCACUCAAACUCAACUUAGACAUAUGGCGACUAAACAACGUAAUAUUAAAUCUGUUCGACAGUUGAUCAAUUUACCAGAUGAUAAACGUAGAGCCCUUUUACGAAGUCUUUCUGAUGAACAAUAUCGUGAUAUUCUUAUAGUUAGUUCUUCUAUGCCCUAUCUAGAAUUAUCCUAUCGAUGUGAAGUAUUAGAUGAAGAUGAAGAUGAUUCAAGUAUUUGGCCAUUUAGUAUGGUUACAGUUACUGUUCUAUUAAAACGUAAACCAUUAUUAGAUCCGAAUGCAGUGAAUAAUGCUACAAACGUUAAUGGACAUACUACUAAUACUAAUACAAUUACUACUAAUUCUGGUACUACUAAUUCUCCUACUACAUUAUCCGAUUCAAGUUAUUUCGAUCGUGGUCAAACAAUGCAACUUGACUGGAAUGCCUAUAAUAAUAGUGAUUCAUUGAAUUCUAAACUUUAUCCUGUCGCAGAUAUACAUGGUACAGAGACGUUAAAAUCGUUGAAUUAUGAUGAUUUUCUUGGCAGUGGUGGUGGUGAUGAAGAUAAGGUAUUUGAUAAUGUUGGCAAUUCAACGAAGUCAUCAAAGAAAGCCACUCCACCUGUUUGGGAUAAAAGUAAAAGAAAAAAAGGUGUACGCAAAAAUAAAUCACGUAAACAACAACAACAACAGCAGCAGAAAAACUCUUCAUUGGGAUCCGAAAAAGUCAACCAAUUGGAAAUCAAUCCUACAGAUGAAAUUGAUUCAGAACAAGAAGAUAGUGAUUCUGUUGUUGGCAUUGAUAAGAUCCCAGAUCAUAUUGGUUUUACCAAUUCAUCGGUUCCAUCAGAAUUCUCUAUAAAAGAAAAAGAUGAAUCUGUUCAACCAAAUCAUAUUGAUGAUGGACAAGUCCAAAGAAAAAUCACAACGGAUACUUACGUUGAAUCAUCUUUACCAUCUUCAUUAAAUACAAAUAAAUCUUCUUCAAGUAGAAAACCUAUGAAACCACACAAUAAAUUAUCUAGUAUGAUGGAUUCAAAAACACAUUGUACACAUGUUGUACAUUGUCCUUAUUUUCCUGUGGAGAAAUUUGAAGGUUGGUGGAUAUAUCUAGCUGAUAGAAAAACUCGUCAACUUAUCACUAAACCUAUUUAUAUUGCCACAUUACAAACUGAAGAAGAGCUACAACUUAGAUUUGUGGCACCUCCUAUCCCUGGUCAGUAUUUGUACGUACUAUCCGUUCGGUCAGAUAGUUACAUGGAUUGUGAUUUCACUGAAUGUAUUCGUAACUGUUGAUCUUAUUUGUAUACCAAUAAAAUUCAAUAAUCAGAAUAGUUACCAUGUUAAAAAUCUGUUUUUCAUUCACUUAUUUAUUUAAAUAAAUGCCAGAUAAAUAUUUGUAAUCAUUUGUUCUAUAUGUCUCAUGCAUCUAUUAUAAAGUUUACCACUGACAACAACCUUAUUGAUCGUGAAUGCCUCUAAUUUAAUAUGUUUGUUAGAACAAACAGACAAACAUUUAAAAGUUCAUAUAUAGUUGUUGCUUUUUUAUUGAAUAACAUAAUCUCCAACUUAUAUUUCAUGUUGUUAUUACACAACUUCAUCACACAUAUGCACAAGCUGAGCAGUCAACCUAUUCUGAGUUGAUUUGGUAAUUAUGUUCAGAAAACCAAACGAUUAUCAUACUGAACUAAUAUGACAGAUAUUGAAGAGCUUUUCUUAAAAUAAAAAUCUGUGAAUGAAGUUGUCCACAAUAUAUUUUAUUAAACACUUCAUGGGAAAUGUUUACAGUUAUCCGUAACUGUUUACUAUGAACAUUUCAGUGCACCGAAGCCCUAUAUCUAAAGUGAAAAACACAAAUAUAGUGAAUAGUAAGUCUUGAGAUGUAAUGUCUUAUGAAAAUUGCACUAGUAUUUGCAGUACUCAUUCACUAAAUUUACAGAUUAUUAAUCUAAAUUGUUGUGUAUAACAUUGAAAACGUUGCGGGUAAUGUUAUCUCAUUAGGUUUUACACUUCUCUCUCUAACUUACAAUAUUAUCGAAUAUUCAAUUACCUUGUAGUGUCAAUUUAAUCUUAAUAGUUGUCGAAAACAGGUGAAAAGUUUCAAUCAUAUCAAUAAUCACCUAUCGGUAGUCUCGAUAACUGGUAAUGUUCAUUGAAGUUUCACCUAAAGAAGGAAGGCAAUUCAGUGCUUGAUAAGCACUCUACUUUAAUUAGUGCCCAGGUAGUUCUUUUAAAAUUACAGGUACUUCUGGCUGAAGAGUACCGAGUAGCACAAAACGUAUGUCAACUAGAGUUUCCUGCGAACUGCAUCCAACCAGGUAACAUCACAACAUGGCGUAUACAGUGUCAAGUCACUUGACUAGUAAACAUAUUCGAACUUGAUAUAUACGAUUCGGUCAACUUUAAAGGACUAAACAAACAUGACGUUAGUGAUUACUCAGAGUAGUAAAUAAUUCCCCAGUGUUGACAUUUAUAGUUGGUUAUUGUGGAUAUAAUAUUUUUUAGUUCACUGUUCGUCCACUUCCUGAA